CGCAGAUGCCUGCCUGCCUCCUCUCCUGCACGGCAGCAGACUGCUGCAGCUCCCGCCCGAUUCGCUCUCCCUUCACCGCCUGCAGAGGAGGCUGCCGGCUCUUUGCCGCAGCCCCCCAGCUGAACCGGUCCUAAGGCAGAAGGAAAGCCACCCGCCAGCUGGUUUCAUCUUCUCCUGCUCCCUGGACGGGUAGAGGGAAGGUGCCAUGGAGCCCGCUGGACCUGGAUGCCCAGAAAGCAGAAGGCAGCCUGGCAGCAGCCCGGUCCCCAAUGGUGGAGGGCAGCCAAAGCAAGCGAGUUGGGACGAUGCCAAGGCCUUUUAUGAGAACCUCUCUCCCAAAAAGAAGCCCAAAUCGCCGAGGCCUCAGCACGCCAUCACCAUCGCCGUGUCAUCCCGAGCCCUGUUCCGGAUGGAAGAGGAGCAGAAGAUUUACCAGGAGCAGGGCGUGGAGGCCUACGUGAAGUAUCAGCUGGAGCACGAGAACGAGCCCUUCCUGCCCGGAGCGGCCUUCCCUUUUCUCAAGGCCCUGGAAUCUGUCAACAGCCAGCUGCGGGAACUGUUCCCAGACAGCGAGGAGCUUUUUGACAUCGUCCUCGUGACCAACAACCACGCGCAAGUGGGUGUCCGCUUGAUCAACAGCAUCAACCACUACAAUCUAUUCAUUGAGAGGUUUUGUAUGACCGGGGGGAACAGCCCCAUCUGCUACUUGAAGGCCUACCAUACCAACCUCUACUUAUCAUCAGACUGUGAGAAAGUGAGUGAGGCCAUAGAAGAGGGUAUUGCAGCCGCCACUAUUUUCACCCCCGAGAAGGAUGUGCAAGUCUCAGAGAAGCAGCUGCGUGUCGCCUUCGAUGGAGAUGCUGUGCUGUUUUCAGAUGAGUCGGAGCAGAUUGUGAAGGCUCACGGCCUAGACAAGUUCUUUGAGCAUGAGAAGACUUAUGAGAACAAGCCCCUUGCUCAGGGACCGCUGAAGGGCUUCCUGGAAGCACUGGGGAAGCUGCAGAAGAAGUUCUACUCCAAAGGCCUGCGCCUGGAGUGCCCGAUCCGCACCUACCUCGUCACAGCUCGCAGCGCGGCCAGUUCUGGGGCCCGGGCCCUGAAGACUCUCCGGAGCUGGGGACUAGAAACGGACGAAGCCCUCUUUCUGGCUGGCGCGCCCAAAGGCCCCUUGCUGGAGAAGAUCCGCCCACAUAUCUUCUUUGAUGAUCAGAUGUUCCAUGUGGAGGGGGCGAAGGAGAUGGGCACUGUCGCUGCCCACGUUCCUUAUGGGGUUGCCCAGAAGUACAAGUCCUCAGGACAAAGAAAGACAGCUCAGAACAGCAAGUAGUGCCCAGGAUGGGCCUGGGCUGGACCAGCUUUCGAUACUUAGAGAACGAUGUCUCGGUUGGUGGGUGCAAACUAGAACCAAAGGUUCUAGUCCUCCUGCUGCCUGUAUCUGUUGCACUUUAUGCCCUUCCCCACCGGCGCAAUGGCUGUGCCCCACACCCUUCUGCCAGUCCCCUCAGAGCAUCUCCUGGGACAGGAUCUCCCUGGCGCUCUUUAGAGCCGCUCCUGCAUCCAUUGAGAGCGUUUCAAGAUGGAGCAAGCCUCCUGUUGCUCCCACACGGGGUCUUUUCGCACCAGAACAUACUUGAUUUGGGGACAUUUUCUUGCGACCUAUGCUGGGUGAGCGGGACAUAUGUCACACUCUCUCGAGUGCAGCGUGCAGGAGUUGCUGGCAGUGCCCACAGGAGCCCUGUCAAAGGACCCGCUUGCAACAUUUGUCUGGAAAAGGGCUGUUUCUUGCUGGUUAUAUGGCAGAGGCCAGCUUGAAACAUUCAGCCAGUGCUGAGGGGAACCUGCUUGGGAAGAGGGAAGCCCCAAGAUGAGCCAGCAGAGAGAGAAGCCCCCCCGCCCCCCAGUUUGAGGGAAUUCCUCACCCUCCAUCUCUUUCGGCUGCAGGGGGAGGGGGCAUUCAUUGCUCUCCCCUUCAAAAUGCCGCUGCCAGAAAAGGGGGGCUGAAAUGGGUCAAAGCAUAUUCAUAGCCAUAGAAGCAGCGUCAUUGUGCCAAGCACGUCAUAGGAGCUGCUUCGCACAUUAUUUGCGGCCCGACAUUUGGCAUUUUCUGGGCACCCAUUCAGGGUUCCCUCCACAAUCUUUCCUGUGGGUCAGGCAGUAGCAAAAGUAGGGAAACCCAGAUGGGCUUUGGCUCUGAGCUAGCAUGCAGAAAUGGGCUUGCCCGCAGGAGAAAACGUGCUGCUCUGUGCAGGAGUCAGACCUUGCUCCACAAGCAAGAAGGGGGACAGGGCUCCCUUUGCAAGACUGGGCACCUUUGGGGGCAAGGAGUAAUGAGAAGAGCACGCAAAGCGCUUGGUUCUUUUCCUUUCCAAGUGUCGAGAAGGAUGCCUGCAGGCUGGGGCCAGAAACAGAAGGCCCGGGUUCAAAUCUCCACUCAGCCAGGAAGCUCACCUGGCGAGUCUGAGCAAAUAGUUCACUCUAAAUAUAUUAAAUAUCAAAUCUGGAAGCAGUCACCUCCCUCCAAGAGCUUCUGAGGACUUUUCACCCGAAGCGUGGCUUCCUGUGGCUGUUCUUCCACUUCCAAUAUUACCGCACAUUUCCCUCAGGAGAAGAGCCGAGAAACUGUUCCCCCGUGGAGCUCCCUGCCCCAAGAACGUACUCGCCCCUGUUGCGUUCUGCUUCGUGAUCUUCGUGAUUAUGAGUGAAACAAAGUCUCCGCGCCUGCCCGACUUCGUGGAAGUUUGUCUGUAGCAGACCUUCUGUUAGCACACCUUCCCUUUUGUCUGUGCACUGUCCUUGGGUGACCUCCAAUGUAUCCUAAACAUAAGGACUAGAAACAUGGAGAAGGGCAAGAUGAAAAGAUGCUUAGUAGCCUCUCAGUGUUGCCUUGCCCACAAACAAAACCUGAGCUAUCCUUCUUGUUAUGGGAAACUCCUGACGUGGCACCACUCCGUCCAAGAGAGCAAAUGCACCCCAAAACCUGUUUAAUCGUGAUUCCCCACUUCUCGUGGCAUCUUGGAACGGGAGCUCUUUCUGCAGCCUUGCACCGAGACCUCACCACCAGUUCCCCCAAACUGCCAUCAGCUGGUAGACAGAGGCUAGCUUCACAAAACUCUGGUUGGUGUAAGUCAGUGUUGUCCAAACUUGGCCACUUUAAGAUG
Molecule: messenger RNA, 3158 nt
Organism: Python bivittatus (Burmese python)
Lineage: Eukaryota; Metazoa; Chordata; Lepidosauria; Squamata; Pythonidae
Gene: NT5C1A
Product: 5'-nucleotidase, cytosolic IA
Biological process (GO): adenosine metabolic process; nucleotide metabolic process
Cellular component (GO): cytoplasm; cytosol
Molecular function (GO): nucleotide binding; 5'-nucleotidase activity; magnesium ion binding
Source: RefSeq, a predicted model, not a curated record